AAGGACUCUGAGGAAAAGAAGAAUUUUGAGAGAGAGAGAGAGAGAGGAGAGAUGGGGUUCAUUGUCGAAGGAGAGGACAGUGGCGACGUCGUUUUGGAGCCGCCUCCCAAUUUUUCGAUGGUGGAAGAAGGCAUUUUCAGAUCCAGUUUCCCUCAACCCUCCCAUUUCGCCUUCUUGGAAACCCUAAGCCUUCGAUCCGUCAUAUAUUUGUGUCCAGAGCCCUAUCCAGAGGAAAAUUUGGAAUUUAUUCGAUCCCAUAAUAUCCGGCUUUUCCAGUUCGGAAUUGAGGGGAAAACGGAGCCUUCUCUUGCUACACUCAGGGAUGCCAUCAGAGGAGCUCUCAAGAUCUUAAUUGAUGUGAGAAAUCAUCCUAUUUUGAUCCAUUGCAAACGGGGAAAGCAUCGUACGGGUAGCCUAGUUGGUUGCUUGAGGAAAUUGCAGAAUUGGUGCAUGCCAUCAGUAUUCGAGGAGUAUCAACAUUUUGCCGGAAUCAAAACCAGGAGUGCUGAUUUGAGAUUUAUAGAGACAUUUGACAUCAUAUGCCUGAGGCAGUGUCUUCACAGCAUCAUUUACCAGUACCAAGGAUAUGGUUCGAAGAAGAGGCGGUUGCUUUAUGGCGAAGAGAGUGUACAGAAACCUCAGAUUACUUCGAUUUAAAGAGAGGAUUCAUCGGCACGUCAACAGAAAGGAUUUCACACU
This is a messenger RNA of Hibiscus syriacus, 699 nucleotides long. Its product is annotated as tyrosine-protein phosphatase DSP5-like. NCBI's taxonomy places the organism in Eukaryota, Viridiplantae, Streptophyta, Magnoliopsida, Malvales, Malvaceae. Gene Ontology annotation, molecular function: phosphatase activity. The coding region runs from base 52 to 657 and encodes 201 amino acids. The transcript has 5 exons. The record is from RefSeq and is a predicted model, not a curated record. Gene Ontology annotation, biological process: protein dephosphorylation. Gene Ontology annotation, cellular component: cytoplasm.